AUGGGAAGUCCAUUAUCUGGAAACUUGUGCGAAAUGGUAAUUAGGGCAUUAGAAACCAAAACCCUACCACUCUUUCUUUCAAACAUAAUCAUGUAUGGUAGGUAUAUAGAUGACGUUAUAAUUCUCUGGAAAACACCACCAGACCUAAGACAAUUUAAGACAGCCAUGAACAACAACCCUUAUGGCCUUUAUAUGGAAUUAGAACAGCAUAGUGAAGAAAAAAUCCACUUCUUGGAUAUAGAAAUUAAAGAAAGAACAAUACAAACAGAAGUUUAUAGAAAACCCACAACUAUACCAUCAUACAUACCCAUCAAUUCCUGUGACCCAUACUCUUACAAAAUAGCGGCAUUCAGGACUUUGGUAGAAAGGGCCUAUUCCCACUCUUCCACGACCUAUGCUGUACAACAAGAAUUAGCGUAUAUUAGAGAUGUCGCUAAAGACCACGGUUAUGGCAACAUAAUAAACAAAUUAUGUAAUCAGCACCUUCACAUAAAUAGUAAAACAGAUGAAGAAAAGACAUCAGGAGCAGUUGAUAAAGAACAUAUGGAAAGGGUCCCAGUAACGUACAACUCACAAAUGAAAACGAUAUAUAAUUCAAUUGCAAAGAAAAAAGGAAUUAGAAUUACAUAA
Molecule: messenger RNA, 630 nt
Organism: Centruroides sculpturatus (bark scorpion)
Lineage: Eukaryota; Metazoa; Arthropoda; Arachnida; Scorpiones; Buthidae
Exons: 1
Coding region: 1-630 (209 amino acids)
Source: RefSeq, a predicted model, not a curated record